This is a messenger RNA of Scophthalmus maximus (turbot), 1725 nucleotides long. Its product is annotated as Zinc finger protein 706-like. The transcript is spliced from 4 exons. The record is from RefSeq and is a predicted model, not a curated record. Lineage: Eukaryota; Metazoa; Chordata; Actinopteri; Pleuronectiformes; Scophthalmidae. The coding region runs from base 161 to 391 and encodes 76 amino acids.
UCGCCUCCGGUCCACACGUGGCGCUGUUCGCGUCGCUGCCUCUUGGUUUGUGCGCCUUUGUAGUUUCCUCUGCUUUCCAAAAAAACAAAAAAAACAAAAAACGAUUUCGACGGACGAAGGAAGAGAAGAGUCAAACCUCGAAGGUCAAAGCUGAGGGGCCAUGGCUCGUGGGCAGCAGAAGAUUCAGUCGCAGCAGAAGAACGCCAAGAAGGCGGCGGACAAGAAGAAGGGUCAAGCCGCUGACCAGAAGACCGCAGCCAAGGCUGCUCUGGUCCACACCUGCCCCGUCUGCCGGACUCAGAUGCCCGACCCUAAGACUUUCAAGCAGCACUUUGAGAGCAAACACCCCAAGUCCCCGAUGCCUCCGGAGCUGGCAGACGUUGAGGCGUAAAGAACUGCCGACCAGACCUGAACCUGAACCUGGAACCGAUACACGGACUUAACAUUUGAAUUGCGGCGCCUGAAGGAUGUUGAUGGAGAACACUGGGACCCGUCAGUAUUCACGGAUGUGUGUGUGUGCUGUGUACGUACGUACAUGUGUUUGCGUGAGAGAAAACAGUAGUACACCACCAGCCCAUUUAGACAAAAAGAAAAAUAUUUAUUGUGUACAACUGCCUUUGCUAUUCCAGAUGUGGGUGUUGGGAACAUUGACCGGCGGUGAUUUCCUGCUAACACUGAAUAAAACAAUGUUGUGACUGACGAUGAGAGUCUGAUGAAGUCGUCCAGGGGAAUGAAAUGACACGUUCACUGUAGAUUCCUUCACUCGUCUGCGGCGGACAUGACACUGCUGCUGGUUUAACACUUCAGAACACCGGUCACUUUCAGUUUCCUUUCGCCCGAGUCGAGGAAAUUCACGACAUGUCGCCAUUUGUUUUUCUCUCUCGCUAAACAAGAUUAAGAUGUGGAGAUUUCAUGACCACUGGUUUCUUUUAAACUUAUAAAUUCCCCUUUGUGUAAUCGCUGGUGUUGAAGUGCAGGAUGUUAUUUUUUUUCAUGGUUAAUGUGUAAGAAGAGCGACGCUGCUGCUGCGUCUCGUUCAGUAACACCUCACACAACAGUACCUCACGUUUGACCGGACGGCAAAAGUCUCGUGGUUUCUUCUUUUAUUCUCUUGCCCGUUUUAAAGGAGACAUAUUAUGCUAUUUCAGUUUAUCCCUUUCCUCCAUCUGCAAAGUUAAACAGCCCAAAAUCUGCAGUAAAGGGAACUCCUCUCUUGACAGGAAACACUGAUCCUGAUGCUCCCGAAACGCCUCGUCAGUCGUCUGAUAGAGGCUGAGAAGAGGCGCUGCAGGAAACUGAUGUGAUUACUGAACAUUAGAGCAUGUGAACCUUUUCAAGUGAUAAACCUAAUUAACAUUAAGAAUCUGAAUGAGCAUAAUACGUCUCCUUGUCGUCCUCGGCCACGUUCCUCUAAAUAAUCUCUGCAAUAACUUUGUCUUUGUCGCACGUCAGUUAAACCAGAACGAGAAACAAAUCACUAACUCUUCUUUUCUAACAAACGCAGCUCUGUUCUCAUUGACGCUUUUAUAAACAGUUUGAAUGUUUCAUCGUUUAGAAAAUUGUCAGUAGCUAACGAGGACCGAACAUCUCGAUUUUGAUUCGCUAAAUGCCAAAUUAUUGAUUCCCUCUUGUUUAUGGUCCAUUUGCAAAAAGGCAGCAAAAAAAACUUGUUUUGUCUGUACAAUUUUUUUUUAACCUUUUCAAUAAAUUGAGCAUUGUAUUUAA